AUGUCAGCGGCGGCACUUCUCGGUCGUGAACGUAAAAUUCUGAAACACGUAUAUAAUCGCAAAUCUCAGGAACUUCUAAGAUUCUACAACCUUGCCUUUAGCUAUGAGAAUUUACCUGAAGAAAUUCCUGUUACUUUUAUAUUUAAGAUAAUGUCUCUGUCUGACAGUGCUGCCUCUUGCCACUGCUCUGCUGAGUCCCUGGUCCGACCCAGGUCUGUGGAGACGGAUAAUGGCCUUAACAUUGAGAGUACUUACAAAACUGAUAAAGGCAGCUCCAGUCUUGACUCUGUCAGUGAUGAAGAGAGCCUGCGUCGGCAUCGUCACAGCAUCCCAGGCCAUCUCAGCUCCUAUCUCAGCUUUCUAACAAGUCUGCAACAGAAAGCUGCAGCUAUUGUGACACCUGCAGUCCCUGUCUUCUCCACUGCUGUUAUAUCAGGGUCUACUUCCUCUCCUGACCUUCGAGAUAAUUUCACAGGUCUCUCCUUUUCAUCCAAUAUAGAAGGGUUAGGAGGCGUACCUCCAAUCAGGCCUCUGGAAACUCUACACAAUGCUCUCUCCUUGAAGCAGCUGGAUGCCUUCCUAGAACACAUGGCCCUUGCACAGUUUCGUACGCCACUUUCAUCACCACCAAAGAUGCCCUCGACCCCCAAACAGUCAAGAUCACAGCCUCCUCCUCUAGGGUUACAGUCCCCCUCGUCUAGUAUUGGCUGGUCUGGACCCCCCUCCUUCGUGUCGUCUUCUGGCCCCUCCUCCCCCAACCUCACCACACUGGAGUUCUUCUCACACGUGCACCAACGCUACGACACCUACAUGCCACCAUCAUCCUCACCAUCACCACAGCUUCUAUUGCCCUUAAAUCUCCACUCUACCAACACUGCCAAUACAACUGCCACCACCACUGCCAUAUCUAGUGAGCUCACAACUCACCUUUCUUCCUCUAUCACUAAAGCUUUCAAUACUAGUAGCUUUGUGGCACUUCCUAUGCCUCCCAUUUCUACUACAGAUAGUGGUGAAAAAACUUCUCUUACUGAUGUGGCUGUUACAGCAGCCACAGUAGUUGAGAAUUUGACUGAUAUUUCUUCCUUUUGUGAGAAGGAAGAGGCUUUAUAUGCCUCCUUCUCUGAAAGUAGUGCAGGGGAAUUUUUUGACUGUGAAGGUGACAUGGGCACUGCCUCAGCAGUUCUUCCAUGGGAGGGAAGUUGUCCUGCUUCACCCUCUGAAGGGUCAGAGAGUCUAGGAUCACACUCUCAGACAGAGAUGGGAUCUGUUAUUGAACGUGGAGACACAGCCACCCCGGAUACUCAUAGUGAAGCUCAAGAGCAAGAGUCACUUAGUAGUGAGAAAUUCACUGUAGAGGAGGAGACUUUGCUACAUAUAUGAAUUGAGAUUGUGGCUUCUGGCUAAUUACUGUUAAUUCCUGCCCUAUUUUAGCAACUGAAAGGUAUAUAAAUAUUUUUCAGCAAUAUUUGCAUUUAAAUUCAGGAAAAAGAACAUAAUUCUUUCUUAUGGUACUGUCUUGGCCCCCACAGAAGAUGAGUUACUGGAAUAUUGUAGUAUUCUUUUUGCUUUGACUUUUCACUGACAGGAAAGUAAUUAACUCAUUAAUAUAUAUAGUUCAUUUAUUUGAAUCU
This is a messenger RNA of Penaeus monodon (black tiger shrimp), 1631 nucleotides long. Its product is annotated as mucin-5AC-like. The coding region runs from base 1 to 1380 and encodes 459 amino acids. NCBI's taxonomy places the organism in Eukaryota, Metazoa, Arthropoda, Malacostraca, Decapoda, Penaeidae. The transcript is spliced from 8 exons. The record is from RefSeq and is a predicted model, not a curated record.